CCAUGGAACCCCUACUAGUCGACGUAGUGCAUUUCUACCCUCGAGAGAACGCCCAGCCGCACAACACUGUCAAGUAUGAGGUGGUUAACGAAGAAGACCCAACAGUGGCCAUCGUGCGACGAGGCCAGCCCUUCAACGGCGUGGUCCGAUUCACCAGACCCUACGAUGAGGAGUCAGAUCUUGUCCAACUGGUCUUCACACUUGGAGAUAAACCCGCGAUGGAAACGAUGGGGUCCAUAUUUCUGAAGCGUGAUGCCGUCGCCGACAAGCACGCCUGGAGCGCGAGACUCACGGACGUACAGAAUGACACACUCUCCUUCGAGAUAUCGACUCCCGUGGACGUGCCAGUGGGGUGCUGGGCGCUGCGCGUGGUCACGCGCGUCAAGAACUCGCCCGCGAGGGAAAUCUAUGACUACGAUCAAGACUUGUACAUCCUCUUCAACCCAUGGAACCCUGAUGACCAAACCUACAUGGAAGACUGCGCGCUACUCCAAGAGUACGUCCUCACCGACGUUGGCAAGGUGUGGGUGGGCCCCAUCAAGACCACACGCGGCAAGCCGUGGGUCUACGGCCAGUUCGAUAUCGACGUGCUGCCGGCUGUCAUGUUCAUGCUUGACCGUGCUAACUUGCCGUUCAACCAGCGCGGUGACCCAGUCCGUCUCUGCCGCAUCAUCUCCAAAAUGGUCAACUCGAACGACGACGAUGGCGGCGUGUUGAUAGGCAGCUGGACUGGCAACUACGAGGAUGGCACUGCGCCUUCUGAUUGGACGGGCUCCGUUGAGAUCCUGCAGCAGUACCUUCAGACGCAGCAGGAAGUGCCGUAUGGGCAGUGCUGGGUGUUCGCUGGCGUUGUUACCACGGUGUGUCGCGCCCUCGGCAUCCCCUCCCGCGUGGUCUCCAACCUGGUGUCAGCUCACGACGCCAACAGCUCGCUGACCGUCGACAAGUACUACACCGAGACCAUGGACGACCUGGGCUACGACCCCAACAACCCCUCGGGUGCUGACUCCAUCUGGAACUACCAUGUGUGGAACGAUGUGUGGAUGGCGAGGCCUGAUCUGCCUGCAGGGUACGGCGGCUGGCAGGCCAUCGACGCCACACCCCAGGAGCUGUCCGGAGGGCAGUACCAGUGCGGGCCAGCGCCACUAGAAGCUAUCAAGCAGGGCGUGCUGGGCUUGAACUACGAUGUGGACUUCAUGCUGUCGUCAGUCAACGCGGACCUGAUGCGCUGGCGCAAGGACCCGGAAGCCGAGAUGGGGUACUCUAUGGUCGACACCAACAACUAUCACAUCGGGCGCAUGAUACUGACGAAGAAGCCUUUCGUCUUCGACCCCCUGGGUGACGAAGAUCGCGAGGACAUCACGGAGCAGUACAAGCACUGUGAGGGUUCUGCGUCAGAGCGGCUGGCACUUAUGAAUGGCGUACGCCGCUCUGAGAGGGCUAAGAGAUACUACGCGAUAGCGAGCAACCUCACAAGCGACGUGUCGUUCAAACUGCGAGAUAUCGACACGGUGGCCAUCGGAAACGACUUCCGGAUCAUCGUGGACAUAGACAACAACUCUGACGAGCCACGAAACAUCAAGGCCGUGCUGACAGCGACCAGCGUGUUCUACAACGGAGUGCGAGCGGACCUGGUUAAGAAGGUGGAAGGGAAGAUCUUUGUCGGACCUAAGAAACAUGAAGAGAUAAGCAUCGACGUGAAGGCAGACGACUACCUGCCGAAGCUGGUGGAGUACUGCAACAUGAAGAUAUCGGCCAUGGUGAUCGUCGACGAGACCAAGCAGUCGUGGGCGGAUGAUGAUGACUUCCAAGUGCUGAAACCUACUAUCACCAUCAAGUUCAACGACGACCUAGUAAUCAACACGGCGACGGAAGCAUCCCUCUCCUUCGUGAACCCCCUGGACCGGAUACUGACCGGCUGCGAGUUCCGCGUGACCUCGCCCGGCCUCGCCGGCCGGACCGUGCGGGUCCCGGCCCCGGACACCCCGGCUAAAGGACGCGUGGUGGCCAGUCUCCCUGUGUUACCUAAUAAACUCGGCAAGAUCAACAUAGUGGCAACAUUCAAGUCCGCCGAGCUGCGGGACAUCACCGGCGCCGCCAGCGUCGACGUGUUCGAGGGCUAAGCCGAUAUCAACUCUGUGUUGUUAGCAAUAAGAUACAUUUUGAAGUGACGUACACACUAAGUUGCCAGCAACUAU
Cydia amplana is the source of this 2198-nucleotide messenger RNA. Its product is annotated as hemocyte protein-glutamine gamma-glutamyltransferase-like. The record is from RefSeq and is a predicted model, not a curated record. Gene Ontology annotation, biological process: peptide cross-linking. Gene Ontology annotation, molecular function: protein-glutamine gamma-glutamyltransferase activity. Lineage: Eukaryota; Metazoa; Arthropoda; Insecta; Lepidoptera; Tortricidae. The coding region runs from base 3 to 2123 and encodes 706 amino acids. The transcript has 14 exons.